Messenger RNA from Notolabrus celidotus (New Zealand spotty), 5982 nucleotides. It is a transcript of the gene usp31, whose product is annotated as ubiquitin specific peptidase 31. Gene Ontology annotation, molecular function: cysteine-type deubiquitinase activity. Gene Ontology annotation, biological process: protein deubiquitination. The record is from RefSeq and is a predicted model, not a curated record. NCBI's taxonomy places the organism in Eukaryota, Metazoa, Chordata, Actinopteri, Labriformes, Labridae. The transcript is spliced from 16 exons. The coding region runs from base 730 to 4596 and encodes 1288 amino acids.
UACCAGCUGCCAACACAAACAAGUCGAAAAAGAAGAAGAAGAAGAAGAAGAAGGAGUAAAACGACUCUGCUCUUUUGGUAGCUUAGCCAGAAUGUGGCCUCAAAAAUGUGACAACUCCGAGAUAAACCAAGUUUCGGACACACUCUGUACUUUAACUGCUUCAAACUGCGAACCAUGGCGGACUAUCAGUUUCUCCUGGACGUAGACAGCUCUGUUGAAAAGGACUGUUGCAGUGUCUGCUGCUCUUGUUGUUAUUGUAGCUAGCGCUAACGUUAGCUGAAUUAGCUGAUCCUGCUGUCUUCCUCUCAUCGUAGCCGACGUUGAUUCAUUGCAGCGGGACUGUGAAACCGCAUAAACAAGGGAACUCUGGAGCAAGUUACAGGCUGACACUACCGAGCCCAGCAAUGGUUUUACUCCACGUUUGUUCUUAUUACGUAAGUAGCCAUUGUCAGUAUUUUAGACAAGGUUUUAUUUUACGAUUUUCCUCCAUUAAUUGGCAAGAUAAUUCAACUGUUAUUAUUUCUAAGUGGACACAUAAAGGAACAUGCCAUUACUAGCUAAGGUAAGCUAGUAAACCUUCAGCUGUCAGCAGUGUAAGCUGUAACGUUAUCUAGAUGGCGUUUAUGCUGCCUGCAUUUACAAAAAUGGAGCAGCAGACAGCAGCCAGUCCGCUGGCUCUGCCUCUUCACAACACAUCUGUCUGAGUUGUGCGUCUGUGAAAGAGAAAUCAUGUCUUGCAAAGCCGCAACGAAGGACAAGAAGUCGAGCUUCAGCAAGAAGCUGUUCAGACGGGGCUCUGUUCGCUCUGUGGGCAGCUUCAUGAGCAGAGUCCUGAGGACACUCACAGCGUUAUCCCACUUUGGAUCUGAAGUGCCAAUAGAGGAGGACAAAGAUGAUGGAGGCUUUUCCACCUUCAAGUCUGGGAGUAAAGAUGUACCCAUGGAUGAUGGGGACCUGGGGGGGUUCCUGUCUGGGGAGAGAAUCCCUGGAGUGUCAGGUCUCAAAAACCAUGGGAACACCUGCUUCAUGAAUGCAAUUCUGCAAUGCCUCAGCAACACCGAGCUCUUUGCUGAGUACCUCGUCCUGGAGCACUACAAAGAUGAUGAGCUGGAUGAGGACAAACCAAAGACUAAUGGGGUACAUCUGCAGAAGAAGGGUCCUCUGGCCAAAGGGGAGGUUACGGAGCAACUGUCGGGACUUGUGCGGGCAUUAUGGACGUUUGAAUACACCCCCCAACAUAGCAGAGACUUUAAGAAUGCUGUGUCAAAAAAUGCCACCCAGUUCAAAGGGCACUCUCAACACGACGCUCAAGAGUUCCUACUGUGGCUGCUGGACAGAGUACAUGAGGACCUCAACACAACCAACCCCGGCAGCAGGCCGUUUAUUAAGCCACCUAUUGAAGAAGAUGACCAGAGCUUAGAGGGCCCCUCCCCUCCCCUGUCUGCUGGCUCAUUUGUACAAGAACUGUUCCAGGCGCAGUACAGGUCCUCUCUCACUUGUCCACAUUGCCAAAAGCAGAGCAAUACGUUCGAUCCCUUCCUCUGCAUCUCCUUACCCAUCCCAUUGCCACACACACGGCCCCUGUAUGUGACAGUAGUCUACCAGGGGAAGUACUCUCACUGUAUGAGGAUCGGAGUCGCUGUUCCCCUCAACAGCACCGUCUACCGCCUCAGAGAUGCAGUGUCACGUGAGACCAAGAUCCCCAUGGACCAGUUUGUUUUGACUGAAAUGUACUACGACGGUUUUCAUCGCUCGUUUUGUGACGAUGACGAUGAUCUCGACAUCAUUCAAGAGAGUGAUUCCAUAUUUGCCUUUGAGACACCAGAGACCUUCAAACUGGAAAACAUACGCACAAAAAGAGGAAGUCUUCUGGCAAACUUGAAUCAUAACAACUUGAAGUAUGGGGCAGAAAUCAGCAGGACUCCAUCUUUCAUGCAGGGGGCCAUGACUCCUUUAACCGCAUCCCCUAAUAAAAACCUUGGACCAGAGAAAAUUAUCCUUCUGGUGUGUAACAGGGCUUGUACUGGCCAUCAAGGGAAGAGAUUCGGCCUACCCUUCGUACUGUACAUGGAGCGCACUGUGACCUGGGAUGCUCUGCAGAAAGAGAUCCUGGAGAAAAUGCGUCAUCUGCUCAGGCCUGGCGUCUACAUUCAGGUUGGACCUUUCAGUCUUCGGGUGGUUGGCGUUGUUGGCAUCACCUACCUCCUUCCUCAAGACGAGCGACCACUGUGUCAUCCCACUGUGGACAGAGCCUACAAAUCCUGUGGACAAGGGGGACCCCCACAUGUGAAGAUUGUGGUGGAGUGGGACAAAGAGACCAAGGACUAUCUGUUUGGACACACUGAGGAGGAGUACAUUCCUGAUGCUGAGAGUGUGUAUCUGCACAGGGAACAACAUCAUCAGCCGCAAGCCUGCACUCUCGCUCAGUGCUUCCAUCUCUACACUAAGGAGGAGCAGCUGGCCCCAGAUGAUGCCUGGCGCUGUCCCCACUGCAAGCAGCUGCAGCAGGGCCGCAUCAAGCUCAGCCUGUGGACGCUACCGGAUGUGCUCAUACUGCAUCUCAAGAGGUUCAGACAGGAAGGAGACCGCAGGGUGAAGAUGCAGAACAUGGUGAGGUUCCCCCUGAUGGGCAUGGACAUGGCACCUCAUGUGGUGAAGAGAAGCCAGAGCAGCUGGAGUUUACCCUCCCACUGGUCCCCAUGGAGACGCCCUUAUGGUUUGGGAAGAAACCCUGAUGACUACCUGUACGACCUGUAUGCUGUGUGCAAUCACCACGGGAACAUGCACGGGGGGCAUUAUACAGCCUACUGCAAGAACUCCAUCGACGGUCAGUGGUACUGCUUUGAUGACAGCGAGGUUUCACCAGUAGCUGACGACGACGUGUGUCAGCAGACGGCUUACAUACUGUUCUACCAGCGGAGGACAGCCAUUCCCUCCUGGUCAGCAAACAGCUCAGUUGCUGGUUCCACCAGUUCUUCCCUUUGUGAUCACUGGAUCAACAGGUUACCCGGCAGUAGGCCUGCCAGCUUGGCCUCCGGAGCCUCAUCCAGACGCACCUCUCUGGCGUCAUUAGCAGAGUCGGGGGAGUUCCCAGGAGAACGCAGUGAAGAUGAUGGAGGGUUUUCUGUCCGCCCCUUCGUGAGGAGCAUUCAGCGUCAGAGCCUGUCCUCCAGGUCGUCCAUCGCCAGCCCUCUAGCCUUCAGCGACAGCGGGAUAAAGCCUUCUUGGUCUCUUUCUGCAAAGCUGCAAAUGAGAUCCAACUCCCCCUCACGUUUCUCCCUCGACUCCCGAUGUUCUCCUCCUCUGGAGAGGAUCGGAGAGGCCUGUGACGACAAGGUUUCCACUUCCUGUUUCGGCAGCUACAGUAGACAUGAGCGCUACUUUGGCAGCAGGACCCCUCAGUCCAUGAUGGAGAGCAACUUCAGCGAGCAGGAUAACAGCAAACGCUUCCUGGACAUGAUGUACUGCAGGGCUCCAACGCCAGAUAAGAAGAGUGCUAAAAAUGAGCCAACUGAAAACAAUAACCAGAUCACAGCUAUAGACCAAAACAUUUUACCUUCCCAAGCUACUCCCUCCAAAGAACAGAAGCGUAAGAGCAGCAUUGGAGGAUUCACCUCGAAGGCAGAUAGCUCCUCAAAGAGUUCCAGCAAAGCAGAGCAAGAAAAAUCCUCCAAAAAACGCUUGUGCUCAGCACAUAAGACCUCCAGCUCUGAGACGUCUUCCGGAACACCUGUGAAAGGCAAAAAGAUGAGCAAUACAAAAGAGAAGGGUGUCAACGCCAAGAAGAGUCCAUCUACACCAAGUGGAACCCCCUCCAAAACGAAGGAGGCAGCCAAACCUCAGGAGGGGACGCCACUACACAAGCAAUGUGUCCGCUCCACACCUCAGUCCUCCGCAUCUCCCUCGCCAACUGCAAAGAAGAACCCCAGUGUGGCUGAAAAAACUACUGCGAGUAGCCGGAAAAAGAUGGUGGAGAGGAGCUACAGCAGAGAUUCUAUGCACACAAGCCCCCUGGUGGACAGUCUCAGGGGUUCGGUUGCUCGCUCCUCACUGUCGAGAGGUGGGGACAGCAACCGGACUGAGAGGAGAUUUGUGAGGAGCUCCAGCAGCAGCUCUUCCGUCACCAGCCUGCGCUCCCCCAGCGUCUCUACCAGGGACUUACAGCGCAGCAGCAAAACUGAGGAGAAAGGGUUAUCUUUCUUCAAGAGCGCCCUCCGACAAAGGGAAAGCCGCCGGUCAGCCGAUUUGGGGAAAAGCUCCCUGCUUGCCAAAAAGGCCUCAGAGAGGACAAGUAAGCAGAACGGACAAGCCAAGGACGGGGGAAGCGAUAACAGCAAGACGGGGGACGCUGUGUCUUCCAACUCGUCUUCAGAAACUCACGCAGGUGAGGGGAAGCCGGCGACGAAGGAGUCUUCCAAGCCCUCCAGCUCUCUCAGCCGCACUCUGUUGAGCGUCGGGAAAUCCAAGUCUUCCAUGUCCGAAGUAAGUCUCAAGUCUCCCACGAACGGGAAGAAGCCUCUGGAAAGGAUGGUGUCUUCCCAAAAGCUGUCAUCCAGCAUGCAAUCUCCUGCACGUACAACACAGAGGCCUCAAUGAUACAUCCAUACUAGUAACAUCCAGAACUGAACAUAAUGCAGCUAUUUUCUUUGUGCCUAAGUUUCAGUGAGCACCACAUGUAUCUGUUCAGACAUCUCUGGAUGAUAUGGUUUUGUUCACUGGUGUCUGGUGCGUUCGCUGACUAUGAGGGUUGAAUAUGGGCCGCCAGCUUAACUGGAUAAAAGACAGACCUGUCCAUCUCUGUCAUAUUAGAUGCCUGGUAUGCUGCCAAAUCCAGCUUUUUAAAGAGGCGGAUUGUUUCAGAUUACACUGUUGAGCAUUAGGGAUGACUUUGAUGAGAGCGCGGGGUGAUCGCAUCUUGACACAUUAGAUGUUUUCUGGCACGACCGAUUAAUGAGCAUCCACACGCGCUCAGCUGUACGCCGACGAGGACUGUAUGACAGCUGACAGAAUUCCCCAUCUGAAUCUUGAAAUCCAAUUAUCUUCCCUCCAGCUAAAGGCUUGUUAUAUCUUUGCAGCGCUGCAAACAGGAAGCUUAGUUUGCUUUCAGAACACCCAUAAAAAUGUAGCAUCUUUUCAUCUUAAGAAAGUCAAGGAGGAGGCUGCUCGUGAAAGUAUUUUACACUCAGCAGUGGGGGAAUCAAAACCAUACAAUCCCAGAAAUGUGGCUGAACAGAUACUGAAACUGAGCUGGAACGCUCAAACAAUGCACACACACAAAAGAGUUUCAUUCCCAAAUACCUGCGGCUGAGCGUUAGCAGUAGUUUUCAUUGAUCGUGUUAAGUAAAGAGCUGAAACUUUCUUUCGAAUUACUUCUCUGUUGUCCUCUUACUUUAAAUAGUUGGGGCAUUUUUAUGUUAAGACAUGGAGGACAAGACAUAAGUAGACUACAAGUAGCGAUGAGGAGCGUAGAGAUUGCUUCCAGGCAGGAAAGACGAAGAAGAGAUGCUGUCUGUUUCUGAACAUUCAUGUAAAUAUUUGCAAAGGUGAUGGCAGGAACAGGACCAAAAUAGAUAUGCUUUGUUCUACUUUAUUUUUCUUUAAAGAUUUUUGGAUAGAAAUGUAUUUUAUCAAACACUUGUUGAGGUGAAUCCUUUUUUCUGGAGGUGACAAUGACUUUUGGAAUGAAACCCUUUAAAAUCAAAGACUAUAAAUACAAAUAUAUAAAUGUGUCUGUACAGAUAUUGAUAAAGUCUAUAGUAUAAUAACUCCUCUUUUUCCAUGAGCAAGAUGAAAAUGAUCUAAAGCGCCUUUCAGUACUUUCAAUACUGUACAUGGAAACAAGUAAUUGCCUUUGGCAACAUUGUAGUCUACUACUGUAUGCAUCACUGAGUAGGAAUGUGGUAUGGUUUGCACUUUGUACAGAUAUAGUAGUUUCUUUAACCCAGAACGAUCAUAUAAAUAUAUAAAUACAUGGUAACUUAA